GAAUUUUAGCGCCACCUACUUCACAGAAAUGCAAUUACAUGCAAGCGACCUUUUUCUAUCUCUUUUAUCGUUCUUUCCUUUCGUAACUGUAUAUCCGAAACGAUUGAAAAUAUGGCGGACACAGCUCCAGCCGCCAGAGGUGGCUUCCGUGGAGGUUUUGGCUCACGAGGUGGUACCGGCGACCGCGGUGGACGUGGUGGCCGUGGACGAGGAGGUCGCGGUCGAGGACGCGGACGUGGUCGUGGCAAGGAAGACCAGAAGGAAUGGAUCCCAGUAACCAAGCUGGGUCGUUUGGUGAGAGACGGAAAGAUCCGUUCUCUUGAAGACAUCUAUCUCUUCUCCUUGCCUAUCAAGGAGUUUGAAAUUAUUGAUCAAUUUAUUGGGCCAUCUCUCAAGGAUGAGGUGCUCAAGAUCAUGCCUGUACAGAAACAAACCCGUGCCGGUCAACGUACUCGUUUCAAGGCUUUCGUCGCUAUUGGUGACAGCAACGGCCACAUUGGUCUCGGAGUAAAGUGCUCCAAAGAAGUAGCUACUGCUAUCCGUGGUGCCAUUAUUUUGGCCAAGUUAUCAGUAGUUCCAGUCCGUCGUGGAUACUGGGGUAACAAGAUCGGUAAGCCCCACACCGUACCUUGCAAGGUAACCGGGAAAUGUGGAUCAGUCCAAGUACGUUUGAUCCCGGCUCCGAGAGGUACUGGUAUUGUGUCGGCCCCAGUCCCCAAGAAGCUUUUGCAGAUGGCUGGUAUUGAAGAUUGCUACACCUCUGCUCGUGGUUCCACUUGUACUCUUGGUAACUUCGCCAAGGCUACUUACGCAGCCAUCGCCAAGACCUACGCUUAUCUGACCCCAGAUUUGUGGAAGGAUAUGCCACUCUUGGAGGCUCCUUACCAAGAACACGCUGACUGGUUAUCCAAAAAUCACCGUGCUGUUACUGGUCAAAGAAGUGCUGAUGCUGUUUAAAUAAUUUAAUGGCUAUUCAAUAAACGCCUCAUGAAAUAAA
Messenger RNA from Cotesia glomerata, 997 nucleotides. It is a transcript of the gene RpS2, whose product is annotated as 40S ribosomal protein S2. Gene Ontology annotation, biological process: translation. The record is from RefSeq and is a predicted model, not a curated record. Gene Ontology annotation, molecular function: RNA binding; structural constituent of ribosome. NCBI's taxonomy places the organism in Eukaryota, Metazoa, Arthropoda, Insecta, Hymenoptera, Braconidae. The coding region runs from base 112 to 957 and encodes 281 amino acids. The transcript is spliced from 3 exons. Gene Ontology annotation, cellular component: cytosolic small ribosomal subunit; ribosome.